AUGGAGGGUGCCCUAUCCCCACCCCUUCUGCCCCCGUCUCCAGCUCUGUCCCUGGAGAGGGUCCCAGCCCCGCCCGUUGAAGGAGCUGCAACAGGCCUUCCAGGAAUACGAGGAACAAAUGGCCUCUCUGAGCAUACCAGACUCCGUGUCUCUGAGACCAGUGGUCAAUGCCCACCUGUGGGCCUUCUGCCCAAAUAUUCAGUCCACUAUGAGGACAAGGAAGGAAGAAGGGAUACGGGAGGAGGAGUGACAGUUACUGUUCCCAAGAACGCAGAGUCAUCUUCUCCAUCGCCGCGGAUACGACCACCACCUCCCCUACUCGUGAUCCAGCCAGGAUACCGCGGCGAGGACAACAACGACGACGGUGAAAACGGCAACGAGGAAGCACAGCGUGGAAACAGUGACACAUCAACAAGUCAGAGGGUCACAGCCGAUACCGAAGGGUUCAGUUUCAGAAGUUACCUCCUGGCAAAUAAUGAGAAACCAGUUGAAGAGAGCGCAGCCAAAGAGGCUGAACAAGAGGAAAGCACAUUACAACUGUUUGAGAGAAUGGCUAGAGAGGCAGAGGCAGAGAUUCUCUCCAAAAAAAAGGCAGAUGCACUGAAGGAAACAGACACUCAGAUGCCAUUGAACUCGACAACAGAUGCAGAUUUAUUUAAAGAGACCCUGAUAAGUCCAGAGUCUGUGGAGCAGAGAGAGCAGGCAGAGAGAGCAGAACCACUGAUUGGUUUAGCAGUAGGGCCUAAAACAGACCAGCUGACAGCGCAAAACACCUCAGAAGAGACUAAGGCAGACUCACAGGCUGAGUCCAAGCAGGCUGAGACCAAGCAGGCUGAGUCCAAGCAGGCACAGUCCAAGCAGGCUGAGACCAAGCAGGCUGUGACCAAGCAGGCUGAGUCCAAGCAGGCUGAGACCAAGCAGGCUGAGACCAAGCAGGCUGAGUCCAAGCAGGCUGAGACCAAGCAGGCUGACUCACAGGCUGAGUCCAAGCAGGCACAGUGCAAGCAGGCACAGUCCAAGCAGGCUGAGUCCAAGCAGGCUGACUCCAAACAGGCUGAGUCCAAGCAGACUGAGUCCAAGAAGGCUGAGUCCAAGCAGGAUGAGUCCAAGCAGGCAGACUCACAGGCACAGUCCAAGCAGGCUGAGUCCAAGCAGGCUGAGUCCAAGCAGAUAGAGUCAACACUACAUUAUGAUAUCAAGUUAGGCAUGGAGAAAAAGACAAACUCACAGAAAAAGAGGAGGAAAAAGAAAACAGAGACAAAGCCAAAGAUGCAGACAGAGACACAGACAGAGACAAAGCCAAAGCCAAAGACAGAGACAAGACAGCAGACACAGACAGAGUCAAAGCCAGAGACACAGACACAGACAGAGUCAAAGCCAGAGACAGAGACACAGACAAAGCCAGAGACACAGACAGAGACAGAGUCAAAGCCAGAGACACAGACAGAGACAAAGACAGAGUCAAAGCCAGAGACACAACCAAAGAUACAGACAGAGUCAAAGCCAGAGACACAGGCACAGACAGAGUCAAAGCCAGAGACACAGACAGAGACAAAGACAGGGUCAAAGCUAGAGACACAGACAGAGACACAGACAGAGACACAGACAGAGUCACUGACAGAGACACAGACAGAGACAGAGUCAAAGCCAGAGAUAGAGACAGAGUCAAAGCCAAAGCCAAAGCCAAAGACACAGACCGAGACAGAGACAAAGCCAGAGACAAAGCCGGAGACAAUGCCGGAGACACAGACAGAGUCAAAGCCAGAGACACAGACAGAGUCAAAGCUAGAGACACAGACAGAGACAAUGCCAGAGAAACAGACAGAGACAGAGUCAAAGCCAGAGACACAUACACAGAAAGAGUCAAAGCUAGAGACACAGACAGAGACAAAUACAGAGUCAAAGUCAGAGACACAAACAGAGACAAAGCCAAAGAUGCAGACAGAGACACAGACAGAGACAAAGCCAAAGCCAAAGACAGAGACAGAGACAAAGCCAAAGACACAGACAGAGACAGAGACAAAGCCGGAGACAAUGCCGGAAACACAGACGGAGACAGAGACAGAGACACAGACAGAGUCAAAGCCAGAGACACAGACAGAGUCAAAGCCAGAGACACAGACACAGACAGAGUCAAAGCCAGAGACACAGACACAGACAAAUUCAAAGCCAGAGACAGCAACAAAGACAGAGUCAAAGCCAGAGAAACAGACACAGACAAAGACAGAGUCAAAGCCAGACAAAGCACAGACAAAGCCAGAGACACAUACACAGACAGGGUCAAAGCCAGAGACACAACCAAAGAUACAGACAGAGUCAAAGCCAGAGAUACAGACAGAGUCAAAGCCAGAGACACAGACACAAACAGAGUCAAAGCCAGAGACAGAGACACAGACAAAGCCAGAGACACAGACAGAGACAAAGACAGAGUCAAAGCCAGAGACAGAACCAAAGAUACAGACAGAGUCAAAGCCAGAGACACAGUCACAGACAAAGACAGAGAGACACAGACAGAGACAAAGCCAGAGACACAUACACAGACAGAGUCAAAACCAGUCACAGACACAGACAGAGUCAAAGCUAGAGACACAGACAGAGACAAAGCCGGAGACAAAGCCGGAGACAAUGCCGGAGACACAGACGGAGACACAGACAGAGUCAAAGCCAGAGACACAGACACAGACAGAGUCAAAGCCAGAGACAGAGCCACAGACAAAGCCAGAGACACAGACAGAGACAGAGUCAAAGCCAGAGACACAGACAGAGUCCAAGACAGAGACCAAGACAGAGACACAGACAGAGUCAAAGCCAGAGACACAGACAGAGACAGAUUCAAAGCCAGAGACACAGACAGAGACAGACAGAGUCAAAGCUAGAGACACAGACAGAGUCAAAGCCAGAGUCAAAGCUAGAGACACAGACAGAGUCAAAGCCAGAGUCAAAGCCACAGAUAGAGACACAGACGGAGUCAAAGCCAGAACAGAGACACAGACAGAGACAAAGACAGGGUCAAAGCUAGAGACACAGACAGAGACACAGACAGAGACACAGACAGAGUCACUGACAGAGACACAGACAGAGACAGAGUCAAAGCCAGAGAUAGAGACAGAGUCAAAGCCAGAGACACAGACAGAGACAAAGACAGAGUCAAAGCUAGAAUCACAGACAGAGACAAAGACAGAGUCACAGACAGAGACGAAGACAGAGUCAAAGCCAGAGACACAUACACAGCCAGAGUCAAAGCCAGAGACACAGACAGAGACACAGACACAGACACAGACAGAGACAAUGCCAGAGACACAUACACAGCCAGAGUCAAAGCCAGGGACACAUACACAGCCAGAGUCAAAGCCAGAGACAAAGCCAGAGACAAAGCCAGAAACACAUACACAGCCAGAGUCAAAGCCAGAGACACAGACAGAGUCCAAGACAGAGACCAAGACAGAGUCAAAGCCAGAGACACAGACAGAGACAGAUUCAAAGCCAGAGACACAUACACAGACAGAGUCAAAGCUAGAGACACAGACAGAGCUUCAGACAGAGUCAAAGCCAGAGACACAGACAGAGACAAAGCCAGAGACACAGACAGAGACACAGAUGGAGUCAAAGCCAGAGUCACAGACACAGACAGAGUCAAAGCCAGAGACACAGACAGAGUCAAAGCUAGAGACACAGACAGAGUCACAGACAGAGACACAGACAGAGUCACUGACAGAGACACAGACAGAGUCAAAGCCAGAGACACAGACAAAGACAAAGCCAGAGACACAACCAGAGACACAGACAAAGACAAAGCCAGAGACGCAACCAGAGACACAGACAGAGUCAAAGCCAGAGUCACAGACACAGACACAGUCAAAGCCAGAGAUAGAGACACAGACAGAGACACAGACAAAGACACAGACAGAGUCACAGACAGAGCUUCAGACAGAGUCAAAGCCAGAGACACAGACAGAGACACAGACAGAGUCACUGACAGGGACACAGACAGAGUCAAAGCCAGAGACACAGUCAAAGCCAGAGACACAGACAGAGUCAAAGCCAGAGACACAGACAGAUUCAAAGCCUGAGAUAGAGACACAGACAGACAUCCAUUCAGGGACAAACAGAGAACCACAGGGCAAGAGUUCAGGUUACCAAGAACAGCUGAGCCCCAAGGGACAGACCAGCUCCAGCCCCUCAUCCAAAGGCUGCGGGGAUCACCUUACUACAAGCCUGGCCCCAACCCAGGCCCAACCCAGCUCCAGCCCCCCAGCCACCGUCCAGGCUGGUUCACCUGCCCCCAGUCUGGCCCCAACCCAGGCCCAACCCAGCUCCAGCCCCUCAGCCACCGUCCAGGCUGGUUCACCUGCCCCCAGUCUGGCCCCAACCCAGGCCCAACCCAUCUCCAGCCCCCCAGCCACCGUCCAGUCUGGUUCACCUGCCCCCAGUCUGGCCCCAACCCAGGCCCAACCCAGCUCCAGCCCCCAGCCACCGUCCAGGCUGGUUCACCUGCCCCCAGUCUGGCCCCAACCCUACCCAAGGAGCCUCAGCAAUCUGCAGACCACCGCCAGACAGGUCGUUCCUUCUCUCUGACUAACGG
Molecule: messenger RNA, 4582 nt
Organism: Oncorhynchus nerka (sockeye salmon)
Lineage: Eukaryota; Metazoa; Chordata; Actinopteri; Salmoniformes; Salmonidae
Product: mucin-2-like
Exons: 6
Coding region: 1-4575 (1524 amino acids)
Source: RefSeq, a predicted model, not a curated record